Eucalyptus grandis is the source of this 1399-nucleotide messenger RNA. RefSeq names its product purple acid phosphatase 3. NCBI's taxonomy places the organism in Eukaryota, Viridiplantae, Streptophyta, Magnoliopsida, Myrtales, Myrtaceae. The transcript is spliced from 7 exons. Gene Ontology annotation, molecular function: acid phosphatase activity; ferric iron binding; ferrous iron binding. The record is from RefSeq and is a predicted model, not a curated record. Bases 149 to 1147 code for a protein of 332 amino acids.
AUAAAGCCCUAAUCAAGAACCAUGUAACGCAUCAGCCUCAAAAAAGCCAUUCAAUUCCUCCCUCCAUUCGUUUUCCCUCCGUUAGAUUUCUGAUUUGAUCUUUGGAUUGCUUUGAGCUCCGGACAAGUGCCUUCGGCACAACGAGAGGAUGGUUAAAGGCGGGCAUCGCCUCCUCUUCUUGGUUGGCUUGUCGCUAUGGCUAUGCUUGGUUUCGCCGGCCACGUCGGAGUUGCAGCGGCUCCAACACCCCACCAAACCGGACGGGGACGGGACUCUCAGCUUCUUGGUCGUCGGCGACUGGGGAAGAGAAGGGAACUACAAUCAAUCUGAAGUUGCUUCCCAGAUGGGAGUGAUUGCAGAGAAGGUGGACAUAGACUUCGUGAUCUCUACCGGUGACAACUUCUACGAAAACGGAUUGACCGGAGAAGAUGACCCUGAGUUUUUGGAAUCGUUCACAGACAUCUACACCGCCCCGAGCUUGCAAAAGCCGUGGUACAAUGUUUUGGGCAACCAUGAUUAUAGGGGCGAUGUUGAGGCCCAAUUGAGCCCCGCCCUGAGGAAAAAGGACAGCAGGUGGAUUUGCUUCAGAUCAUCCAUCCUAAACGCAGAAAUUGUGGAAUUCUUCUUCGUGGACACCACACCAUUCGUCGAUAAGUACUUCACGGACCCAGGAGAGCACAAGUACGACUGGAAGGGCGUGGAGCCGAGGGACGAAUAUCUGUCCAACCUCUUGAAGGAUGUUGAUUCAGCUCUAAAGGAGUCCUCAGCAAAAUGGAAAAUCGUGGUCGGUCACCACACCAUAAAAAGCGCAGGUCACCAUGGCGUCACCGUCGAGCUCGUCGAGCACCUCCUCCCCAUCCUUGAGGCCAAUCAUAUUGACCUUUAUGUGAAUGGCCAUGACCAUUGCCUGGAGCACAUCACCAGCACAGACAGCGAAAUUCAGUUCAUUACGAGUGGAGGCGGGUCGAAGGCAUGGAGGGGCGACAUAAGGUCAUGGAAGCCGGAGGAGAUGAAGUUCUAUUAUGACGGGCAAGGUUUUCUAUCCGUGAGCAUGACUGGAGACCGAGCCGAUCUCGUCUUCUACGACGUCUUCGGACAAGUCUUGCACGAAUGGUCCAUCUCCAAACAGCUUCACGACGCUGCUUAGUCAAAUAAAUUGUACUCCGAGCUCUGAUUAUAGCAAAAAGUUACUACACAGAGAGAGAAGAAAGGUAUAUGGUUAGUUUAGCAAGAAAAAGUGACCCAUAAACGAGAUCGGAUCUCGUUGGGUAUUAUCUUCAUGAAGCAGCCAAUACACGCAAAAAUUUUUAGAUCUUGCUGUAAGUCGACUUUGACGUAGAUAAAUAAACUAGACAUGUAUAUUGAUAUAAUGCAUAAGGAAAAAGAAAUUACCCGAUAA